Molecule: messenger RNA, 726 nt
Organism: Helianthus annuus (common sunflower)
Lineage: Eukaryota; Viridiplantae; Streptophyta; Magnoliopsida; Asterales; Asteraceae
Exons: 3
Coding region: 1-726 (241 amino acids)
Biological process (GO): DNA integration
Molecular function (GO): nucleic acid binding
Source: RefSeq, a predicted model, not a curated record
AUGUUUGCCCGCUUUUGUGCCCCGAAGGCAUGGAUUAGGGACCGUGGGACGCAUUUCUGUAAUGCUCAGCUUGAGAAAGCAUUGUCCCGAUAUGGUGUGCAACACCGAUUCUCUACACUAUAUCAUCCGCAGACGAGCGGACAGGUCGAGGUCACUAAUCGGGGUAUCAAGCGGAUUUUGGAGAAAACGGUUAACUCGAGCCGUAAGGAUUGGUCCGAGAAAUUGGAUGAACCACUGUGGUCUUUCCGGACAGCCUACAAGACUUCUAUAGGCACCACACCGUUUAAAUCGGUCUAUGGGAAGUCUUGUCAGUUGCCUGUUGAACUCGAGCACAAAGCAUACUGGGCUUUGAAGACAGUUAAUCUCGAUAUGGCUGCUGCGGGUGAGAAUAGGUUUGUGCAGAUUCAUGAGAUGGAGGAGCUUAGGCACGAUGCGUAUGAAAGCUCCAAGCUGUACAAGGAACGUACUAAGACACUGCAUGAUGCCUGCUUGAAGGACAAGAAAGAAUUCCGAGUGGGUGAUCGGCUCAAAUCUCGCUGGUCGGGUCCCUACACUGUACAGUCAGUGUUUCCUUACGGGACCGUGGAGAUAGGCCAUGAGGAUGGCCGAGUGUUUAAAGUCAACGGACAUAGGCUAAAGGCUUAUGUUGGAGGGCCCGCUUUCUCCACCCCAAGAACAAAUGAAUUCGGGGUGGUUGCGGUUCGUUCUGGUCGCGAGGGAUGUUAG